UCGACUGCCAUGGAUGAUCACGACGACGCCUUCACGCCGCUGCCGAGCCGAAAGCGGACGGGCUGGCGGCCGCUGGACUUCGUGCGGCGCCGGCAUGCGCGCUUCCGCGAGGAAUGGUGCCUCAUGGAGGCCUCGGGCAUGUUCGGCGACUUCGGGACGCUGCUGCCCCUGCUGCUCGCCAUGGCGAAUGUGGGAAGCGUGGCGCCGGCUGCCGCGCUCUUCUGGUUCGGCGCGUUUAACGUCGCGACGGCGUACGAGUGGGACGUGCCCAUGUGCGUGCAACCGAUGAAGACCAUCGCGGCGGCCGCGAUCGCCGACGGGCUCUCGGCGGGCGCCGUGAGCGCGGCGGGCCUCUUCGUCGGCGCGUGCGUCCUCGCGCUGGGCCUCACGGGCCUCGUGGAGGUGGUGAACCGGUUCGUGCCGCGCAGCGUCGUGUCGGGCAUCCAGCUGGGCCUCGGCGUGCGCAUGGUGGGCCUCGCGCUCGUUAUGAUCUUCGACGCGCCCUGGUGGGCGGCGGCGGUCGGCGCCGCGCUCGCGCUCGUCGCGUUCGGCGUCGCGCGGCGCCGCGACGCCGCCGUCCCCGUCGCGCUCGGCCUCGUCGCCGCCGGUCUCGCCGUCGCCGCGGCCGCGGCCGCCGCGGACGGCGGCGCGGGGGCCGCCGCGCGCGCCGCGUGGCGCCGGUGGCGGCCGGGCCGCCUCGCGCUCGCGCCGCGCCUGCCGUCGCGCCGCGACUGGGUCGCGGGCGUCGUUCGCGCGGGCCUGCCGCAGCUGCCGCUGACGACGCUCAACUCGGUCAUCAGCGUCACGGCGCUCGCGGGCCGCCUGUUCCCGGACGCCCCGCCCGACCGGAUGCCGACGCGCCGCGGCGUCGCCGCGUCCGUCGGCCUCAUGAACGUCGUCGGCUGCUGGUUCGGCGCCGCGCCCGCGUGCCACGGCGCCGGCGGCCUCGCGGGCCAGUACCGCUUCGGCGCGCGCGGCGGCGCGUCCGUGUGGGUCCUCGGCUGGGGCAAAAUGCUGCUGGCCCUGCUCCUCGGGGACAAGCUCAUGUUGGACGCCGUCCGCGCGUUCCCCGCGCCCGUCCUCGGCGCGCUCCUCGCCGUCGCGGGCGUGGAGCUCGCCGCCGCGGGCGCCGCCGCCGACGGCGCCGCCGCGCCGUGCCUCGUCGCGGCCGCCGCCACCGUCGCGCUCCGGAACACGGGCCUCGGCGCCGCCUGCGGCCUGGCCGUCGCCGCGGCCGAGAAACUUGCCGAGCGCCUCGAGCGACGCCGCGCGGGCGACGACGAGCAGGAGGCGCCGCCCGCCGCCGACGCCGAGACGAAGGAGGAGCCCGCGUCGGGGGACGAAGAGGCCGGUCGCGCCAAACCGGAGGGCAAAUAG
Pelagomonas calceolata is the source of this 1377-nucleotide messenger RNA. Lineage: Eukaryota; Pelagophyceae; Pelagomonadales; Pelagomonadaceae. The record is from the annotation of a GenBank genome assembly.